AUGGCCAGGAGAAAGAAGUGUUCGAUCAAAAGGAAAGCAUGGACGUAAGAGCAAGAGUCCCUCCAUGCAGCGACUCUUGCGCAAGACCAUAUCAUGCGAGUCAUGGUAUAUCUUCCGAUUACAUGGAAGCUAGACAAGCAAGCUGCCAUUGUGAUCUGCCUGCUGCUGUGACUGGAAAUAAAGACAUAUACAUGAAAACAGCUUCCUCCGACUGUGCAAUUAGUGAUCACGGCGCUGCAAGACCACAACAUCGGCCUGUUGAUGACCAUGAUGCCACGAAUGGACUUGUAAGAUCAACUAGAGAUCUUCCGCCUGCUCAUUACACAUUUCAAAUCAGGAAUUGUUCGUUGCUGUUUAAGAACGAGGUUAAAAAAUGUGAAUCAGGCCAGUUUGAAGUUGGCGGCUAUCAAUGGAGAUUAGUGGUACAACUUCCCACAGAUGGGAAGAAGAAUAUAUAUCGCAAUCAUGAGAACGAUCACAUCUCUUUGUAUUUGGCAAUAGCAAAUGAAAAUAAUCUUUUGCCUGGUUGGGAGGUUAACGUAAACUUCAAGUUCUUUGUGUUUGAUCAAAUACGCAACAACUACCUGUGUGUUCAAGAUGGGAUUGUAAGACGCUUCCAUAACUUAAAAACUGAAUGGGGAUUUGCCCAAUUACUUUCACUCGACUUGCUCGACGAUCCUUCAAAUGGUUAUAUUGUUGAUGACAUGUGCGUUUUUGGGGUUGAAGUUUUUGUUCUUAAAUUGACUGGCAUGGGAGAGUGUUUAUCAAUGGUUAAGGAAUAUCCUACUUCCCAUCAUUUCAAUUGGAAAAUUGACAAAUUUGACCCAGUGAAAGACUAUUCUUAUCACUCUCAUGUCUUCCUUGUUGAAGGCCGUAAAUGGAGGUUGAAGCUCAAUCUAAGGGGAAUCAAAAGCGUAGAAGACGCAUUCUUGUCUCUCUAUCUCCAGUUUGAUGCUUCAGAAACUCUAACUCUUGGCCGAAGAUUGUACGCAAACUACAGGCUGCAACUAAGGGACGAAGUUAAAGGCAAUCACCUUGAAGAAACAGGUGAGCGCUGGUUCUAUGACAAUGUUGGCUUUGGUUUCCCUAGCUUUUUGUCCCUCAGAGAUCUCAUGGAUACCUCAAAAGGCUACUUAAGGGGUGAUGCUUUGUCCGUUCAAUGCAGAAUUGAAUUCAUAUAUGUUGCUAAGGAGUUUCUCCCGAAGUAAUUGGAGAUAAAAGCUAUAUAUAUAUAUAUAUCAAUAUACAAUAAUUCAUUACUACUUGUGCAGUUGAACACAAGCUCCGCAACAUGUACUGUUACAAAUGUAAAAUGUAAUUUCAUAAGUGAAAGAAAUUAAACAAUUUCUAUAUCCUAUAUCAUUGAGGGAUUGAUAUC
Carya illinoinensis is the source of this 1378-nucleotide messenger RNA. RefSeq lists its product as uncharacterized. Gene Ontology annotation, molecular function: protein binding. NCBI's taxonomy places the organism in Eukaryota, Viridiplantae, Streptophyta, Magnoliopsida, Fagales, Juglandaceae. The transcript has 7 exons. The coding region runs from base 39 to 1208 and encodes 389 amino acids. The record is from RefSeq and is a predicted model, not a curated record.